Baudoinia panamericana UAMH 10762 is the source of this 1362-nucleotide messenger RNA. RefSeq lists its product as uncharacterized. Gene Ontology annotation, cellular component: membrane. The record is from RefSeq and is a predicted model, not a curated record. Gene Ontology annotation, biological process: transmembrane transport. The transcript is spliced from 2 exons. NCBI's taxonomy places the organism in Eukaryota, Fungi, Ascomycota, Dothideomycetes, Mycosphaerellales, Teratosphaeriaceae. Gene Ontology annotation, molecular function: transmembrane transporter activity. The coding region runs from base 1 to 1362 and encodes 453 amino acids.
AUGGCCACCAACGCGAGCAUCCCACUUAGACCUCGCAAUUACUGGGCUCGUCUGCUGUGGCCGGAGGACCAGCACGAGAGGUACCGCUCGCUUUACGAUCGCGUCUCCGACUACGCAGAGGCGGUCGAUGCAAUCGUGAACGGCGUCGAUAAUGUAGACCCCAGAGACACGGAAGGCAUUCGGAAACCAGAGUUCAAGUGGGAGGUGUUCUGGGUUGCAGCUCUUGGCUUCUUAACUGAGUCUUAUUGUCUGUUCGAGUCAAAUGUCAUUUUGCCUCCCAUUUCCUUCGUGUGGUGGCCAGGGCACGGUCACCGCCUCGAAGCGGCAUUCAACCUCGCUACCCUUGGCUGUUCCAUUGUUGGACAACUGGCUUUCGGUGUCGCUGUCGAUAUAUAUGGCAGACGAACGCUCUACGGUGUUGAGCUCAUCAUUGUUGUAAUCAGUACCCUUGGCCUGCUUCAAUGCAGUAACGGCUUCACCGAUCCCGUGACGGGCAGAUCAACGUGGACUAUAACCCCAUGGCUCAUAUUCUGGCGAAGCAUCAUGGGUAUCGGCGUUGGUGCUGAGUAUCCAUUAUCUGCUGUGAUUGCGUCCGAGUGGUCACCCACAGCCUCGCGAGCGAGACUCAUGGCCUCGGUAUUCCUCAUGCAACCUGUUGGCCAACUAUUCGCAUACGCCGUUGGUCUCUUGUGCCUUGCCAGUUCGCCCACCGGCGGGGUGAGCCAGGUAAGCGUGGACAAGAUGUGGCGUACUGUCGUUGGCUCCGGCGCUGCUCCUGCGAUGUUGGCCGUGUUCUUUCGCCGCAGUAUUCCGGAGUCAUGGCGAUUCGACUACUUCGUCACGUUAAACCCGACGAAGGCAUCUCACGAUCUAAUCUAUGUGUUUGGCUGGGCGCGACGAUCACCCUCUGAUAACGCUGCCAUCGCGGACACGCAAGCGCGUUCCACACAGGCCGUGGAGGGAUCCGGAAGCUCUUCAAGGGAUAUUAAUGAUGAGAAGGCACCUGCAGUCGACGAAUCUCGAACAGGUGCUCAAGCUACUGGUAUAUUCAAGCCCGAUGGCACAAAACGGCGGGUAUCCACACUUCCGAAGCAAAGCGACUUCCUUGCAAGUGCUCAGCCUCCCCGUCCAUUUGAGCCACCACCUGGAGUAGUAAAUGUGCUGCGAUCCGAGGAUCCUCCCAAGGCGGGAUGGCAGUUCAAGUGGUCUAUCUUCUGGCAGUACAUACUGUACACCGAAGCCCACGUUCACGACAAAGCCUGGUGCAAGCCGUUCUUCAGAUGCUUCUUCCAUGACAGGAAGAACCUAAAAGUACUGGUAGGAACUUCGAGCGCAUGGUUCUUUCUUGACUUCGCCUUGUGA